AUGGAGACUAUCAGCGUCUUUGACGACAAGACAAACCAGCAUCAAGCAAUGUUAUUUGACGAUGACGAUCAAGAUCAUUUGGCGGAAGACGAAGAGGCUUCUGUAACACUGUCCAAGAAACUUCAGGACCGUCGUAGGAAAGCCAAGAAUCGUCGCCGUCGUCGCUCUUCUGCUCGAUUUCUUAAUCUAGGAACAGAAGAUGAUGAACAAGAGCCUAUUUCAAGCGCGAAUCUUGGAGAAGUAUACCAGAAUGCCAUUCGAAUGAACGCGGAAAACAAAAUCAAUGCUGCUAAUUCAUGGAACUUGAAUUUGAUUGAUCAUCUCGAUCAGUUUGUAUCUACUAAUGGGAGAGAGGAAGAUGCCGGAGUGAGCUCGAUUUCAGAUAAUCUACAAAAGCUAUCGUUGGGACCAGACGAUGCUGGGGUCAACUUUACAAAAGCUAGUUGCACAUUGGAUGCGUCUGUCAAAAUUUACGCGUACCGUGUGGAUGAUGUUCACUUGACUUCCUACAAAGUCCUUGCCAAUCUCAACCGCACUGAAACGGGAAAGAACAAAAAGAAGGACGACAAUGCUGCUUCUGCAAAAUCCAAGAACCUCAACAACGAAGCGACAUCAAAUAAUGCCGGAAAGCGCAAGGUUUCUGAAACUGAGACUUUGGAACAAAACUUGGCCAACAUCAACAUCGCGAAGCUCGACGAAGCUUUUGACAUUGAUCCUCUCUUUCAUAAGAUGUCCAAGACAUUUGAUGAAGGUGGUGCAAAGGGGCUCCUAUUGGCCAACCUUGGAGUAUCGAAUAACGGCUGCAAUAUUGUUUUCGACUCCACGCUGGAAGAACGAAACGAGAUGGACGUUCGUGAAGAUCAAGCGAAUGGUCUAGCCAAGGAAGUGGAUUCUGUGGAUGUCAUAUCACUAAAUCAGAAAUUGGAAGCAUCUCUCGAAGGCCAGCCGCUCUUUCUGAUGCAAUUAGUACCGCAACUUGCAUCACUACGAGAGGAAUAUUCUCAGUUGAAACAAGAUGGAUUCGUUGAUAAGCUUCUUCCUUCAUCGUUACGAUAUGCCGCCCCGAAGGAAGAUGAGAUCGAGGCUGAUAAAUCCAUUCACAUGGAAGCGAUUGAACGCAGUCGUGUCUCCCAAGCUGGCCAAUCACUUCUGGCGAAGGAUCAAGAAGAUGAUCCAUCUUUGAAUAUGGAUGACGGAAAUUCUGACUUUGUUGAUUUUGGCGCUGGGAACGAUUUUGGAGGCGACGAUGAUCACGAUGACAACCUUCUUGGGGACAGUACGAUCCAUGAUGGAAAUCAUCGCUACUCCUCGUCCUCGUUCCAAGCAUCGUAUGAGGGAAGCCAAGAACCUUCACAGGCAGUAGUCCUCUUGGACGCGAUUGCCAAUGGGGAUAUCUCUGGAUCUCAAUCAAACUAUGAGUACUUCAAUAGCCAAGCACUAAGCCAGAUACAAGGGAACAUGUGGGCGGGGGCAGCUCAUUGGAAGAAGCAAGCCAAGAAAUCUGGGAAAAAGGCUCCUACGAAAAAGAAGGCGGGAGACGGAAAGAGGAAGCCCUCAGCCAGUAAAUCAAGAAAGAAGAAGAUCAACAUACAUGAUCUAAUUCUUGAUUUGCGCACCCCCGUUGAAGACCUUGAGGACUUGAUGCGCCAGCCUCCCAAGGGAAAGAAGGGAGUGGACCCGUUGCAGAUCACUAAAGCUACCAAUACCAAGUACUCCAAUAACGACAAUCUCUUGCCUAUUGAUCUCGGAUUGACGGUUCAAGACUUUGAUUCCUUCUUCCUUCGACCACAGGACAAGGUCAGCUCGUACCGAGGUCGACAAGCGGCAUCGACGCUUGGCAAGCAGGUUGCUUUCGCUCACGGUGGGGGCAACGAUGAUGUAUCAUUUGGUGGAGACAGUGAUGGUCCUGGAUUCGAUUUUGGUGGUGACGAUGAGGAUCAUGACGAAGACGGAGGCUUCAUUGUACCAGAACUCGAAGGUGUGCGAAAGAUUGAGAAAAUUCAAGUUGGAUAUGCCACAAAAGCAAAGAAGGUCGACGUCAAGCGACUGAAGAAGGACCUUUGGGAAGAGCUGGAACGGUCUUUUGCAGACAAGAGGAAGGUGGAAACUGAUUCGAACAAACCCAAAGAAGUGGAUACAUCAGAGGGCGAAGAGAACGAAGAACGGGAUACGCCAAUGGGGGCGAUUGAGGGUUCACUAUCCUUUCAAUCGACUGUCAAGGAAAUGCAAAGCACUCAAACUCAGUCGGAUGCUACACUUCCAUUUUUCUUCAUUUGCGUUUUGCAUUUGGCAAACGAAAAGGGUCUUGCAUUGGAAAGUACCGGACUAGAGGAUUUCAUUAUCCAUACUUCAUGA
Molecule: messenger RNA, 2355 nt
Organism: Cylindrotheca closterium
Lineage: Eukaryota; Bacillariophyta; Bacillariophyceae; Bacillariales; Bacillariaceae
Source: the annotation of a GenBank genome assembly